AUGGUUGCAAAAUCCGUUCCCAAACCGAAGACGCAUAAACCAGCCUCAAAGAAAAAGCAAGUCCUCAAGUUCAGUAUAUGCAUUUCACCCGGAGUUAUUGAUGAAGAUAUAGUUAGCCCUAGUUUACUUGAAAAAUAUUUAAAGGAACACAUAAAAGUAGAUAAUAAGCUUAAUAAUCUUGGGAAAGAUGUUCACAUUGAACGUGACAAAUCAACCAUACAUGUCACAGCAAACAUCCCUUUUUCGAAAAGAAAAGAAGCAUGAAGAAGAAAUAAAUCAGUGAGAAAGUCAAAAUAUUCCAGUUACCAGUCACUGUUAUAGAUCUCUUAAGGAUUUUUUCUUGUGGAAUAUAAAAAAAUAAUGGUAUAUGUCAGCUUGACGUUUUCUAUUCACAAACUGACAUGAUAAGUCAAUGAUCAAGUUUAAAUCAGAUUCAUUGAAAUGAAGUCAUUUAACGAGCGGGUUAAUAUCUGACAUUGUACUGAAAUGAAAGUCGCCAACAUAAUUCCCGUGUAAAAAAUAUAUCAAACUGUAGUACAUCUCCCAAAAGAAUAGUAUUUAUUUGGUCAUUAGCUAUUGUACACCCAUCAGGAAAAGAUUCGGAAGAUGAAACUAUAGGGGACAAAUAUUUUUCCAAUUCAUUAUAUUCCGAUAUAAUUAAUAAAGUGACGUCGAAUGCAUAAAAUGGAUAACGAAUGUGAAUUCCUUCGAGGUUUUGUUUUAUUCAAACGAAUGUGCAGUGAUUUAAACUUAUAAAUCUAAUAAAAACCCGAACUUUUAAAAUGGAGAAGA
Schistosoma bovis is the source of this 792-nucleotide messenger RNA. Lineage: Eukaryota; Metazoa; Platyhelminthes; Trematoda; Strigeidida; Schistosomatidae. The record is from the annotation of a GenBank genome assembly.